Schistocerca piceifrons (Central American locust) is the source of this 333-nucleotide messenger RNA. RefSeq names its product probable septum site-determining protein MinC. The record is from RefSeq and is a predicted model, not a curated record. The transcript has 2 exons. NCBI's taxonomy places the organism in Eukaryota, Metazoa, Arthropoda, Insecta, Orthoptera, Acrididae. The coding region runs from base 1 to 333 and encodes 110 amino acids.
AUGGCGCAGUCACCUGAAGCGGCAACGAAGAGGCGCGGAAGCAACAGGGCUGCUCUUGCUAGCAGCUGCUGCAAAUCGCUCGCUUCAGCAACGCCGUCGGAGACGGCGUCGGCAUCGGAGGAGGCGGAGGUGGGAGCCCCCUCGGCGAGCCCAGACCAGCCCAGCCCGGCAGCCGCCUCGCCCGUCUCACCCCCACCACCACCACCACCACCAGCAAACGCCUUACGUGCCUCCGGCGUCUCCAACGUCUCGGGAUUCACUUUGCAACGAGACGGCGCCGGGGAAGGUCGCCGAGUCGUCUCAGAGCUAAACUUGGAACACAAAUCAUCCUAA